Molecule: messenger RNA, 1280 nt
Organism: Impatiens glandulifera
Lineage: Eukaryota; Viridiplantae; Streptophyta; Magnoliopsida; Ericales; Balsaminaceae
Product: transmembrane protein 45B-like
Exons: 1
Coding region: 202-1134 (310 amino acids)
Source: RefSeq, a predicted model, not a curated record
UAAGUUGUGAUCUUUAACUAAUUAGAUGCAUGCCCAUUUCAAAAGCCUCUAAUUAAGUUCUAAUUAAUUUACUGAAUUGCAUUUGCACACUUUGUAUCCCACCAUACCUUUAAAUACCCAUUUCCUCAUUCUUUCAUUCUCACCCAACCCUAUUCAAUUCAAUACUUCUCUUCCAACUUGCCUUAGAAAUUAACCGAGAUAAUGGGAAGCUUGAUUGGGCAUGUACUUCCAGGCCUUGGGUUCUUCUUCAUUGGGCUAUGGCAAUUGUUCAAUCACAUAAAGCUCCAUGCCCGCAAUCCAAAGUCAUACACGGCAUCUUUGUUCUUUCCGAUAAAGAAGUCGAGGUAUGGCGAACUCUACUUCAUGAUGGCGGGAAGUACAAUGUCCAUUCUCAUGGAGCUUUUUGUUGGUCCUGUGAAGCAUCAACCGUUCGACGUGGAUGGGACAAUCCCAACCACCCAUCUGCACAACUUCGAGCACGCGUCCAUUUCUUUGACCAUAUUCACUUACGCAGCUUUCGCUGUGAUUCUUGACAAAUUUGGCCGUAAAAAUUCCAAGUAUGCCCUAAGCCUAGCUAUGGGAGCCAUCGCCUUUUGGCAAGAGUACAUCCUCUUCCACCUCCACUCGACCGAUCACAUGGGGUUGGAAGGUCAUUAUCAUUGGUUCCUUCAAAUUCUCAUCCUCGUCUCGCUUAUUACCACCAUCCUCGGCAUUCCCUACCCUAAAAGCUUCUUGAUGAGCUUCGUGAGGUCCUUCAGCAUAACUUUUCAAGGCAUCUGGUACAAUGUUAUGGGAAUCAUGCUUUGGACAAAGAGUUUAAUGCCGAAAGGAUGUUUCAUGCACAUGGAAGAAGCUCACUAUGUGGUGAGGUGCAAUACGCCAGAAGCCCUCGACAGGGCCAAAGCACUAACUACCCUCGAGUUUAGCUGGUACUUGGUCAUUUGUGUUAUCCUUUCCAUGUGUUUGUACUUGUACAUGAUCAAAGUCUACCCCGAGAAAGAAGGGUUCGAGUCCUUGGCAAAGUACGAAUUGGGUGAUGAUCAAGACGAGCAGGAUGCUGAUCAUGAUGAUGCCGAGGCACAAAAGGAGAGUGGCAAAUGUGGCCUCUUGAACGGAAAGGAAUUCAAGGAAUGAUUAAUAUAAGAGACAAGGAGAGCGCCAAAGUGGAUUAGUAUUUGGUGUUUCUAAACAAAUGGUUGGUUAUAUCUAAGUAUAUUGAUUAAUUCAAUAUUGUACGUGUGUUUGGUUUCGAUCAUUGGUAAUUUGAUGGAUUUUAAAUU